GGCGGAGCUUCUGCAGCCUCCAAAGAACGUGACGUCUCGCGUGUGGUGAAGACCGGGAACAGGCGCUGCACGUUCACUUCUGGCCAAACUACAAACUUCUACAUAUCUCAGUGCCGCUGCCAUGCCUGCUAAAAAGACCACCACCAAGAGGAAGUCGGAGGCGAUCGUGGACGAUGAUAAAGACUCCAAGAAAGUAAAAGUUUCCCACAGGAGUCAUUUGAAAGAGGCCGGUCAGGUUCUUGUUUUGGGCCAGGGUGAUGUCGGACAGUUGGGUUUAGGUGAGGAUAUCAUUGAGAGGAAGAAGCCAGCCCUUGUGUCCCUGCCAGAGAAAGCUGUGCAAGUGAUAGCUGGAGGCAUGCACACUGUUUGCCUCAGUGACACUGGCCAUGUUUACACUUUUGGCUGUAACGACGAAGGGGCCCUUGGCCGGGACACAUCAGAGGAGGGGUCUGAGAUGGUUCCAGGAAAGGUGACGCUGGAUGAGAAGGUGAUCCAGGUGUCUGCAGGAGACAGCCACACAGCUGCACUCACUGAGGAAGGAGCGGUGUACAUCUGGGGUUCCUUCAGGGAUAACAAUGGUGUUAUUGGUCUUCUGGAGCCCAUGAAAUCAUCUACUGUUCCAGUCAAAGUUCCCAUGACAGAACCUGUUGUGAAAAUUGCAUCUGGUAAUGAUCACCUGGUACUGGUGACACUGGAGGGAAAUCUUUACACAUGUGGCACAGCAGAGCAGGGCCAGCUGGGAAGAGUGCCGGAGCAUUUUUCAAACAGAGGAGGCAGGAAAGGCCUCGAGCGGCUGCUGGUGCCACAGAUGGUGAAAGUCAAAGGGAAAGUCCACUUCAUUGAUGCCUUCUGUGGGGCCUACUUUACCUUUGCUGUAUCGAAAGAGGGGCAUGUUUAUGGAUUUGGCCUCUCCAACUAUCACCAGCUAGGCACUAAAAGCACCAGGAUGUGUUUUGUCCCAGUAAAACUGACGUGCUUCAAGAACUCUACCACCUCCUGGGUGGAUUUCUCUGGAGGACAGCAUCACACACUCUGCCUCGAUGCUCAAGGGCAGGCAUAUAGCCUGGGCAGAGCAGAGUAUGGCCGUCUUGGUCUGGGUCAAGGGGCUGAAGAGAAGAGUGAGCCCACACCUGUGAUGGGGAUGGAGCCGGCAAGAGGAGUGUCAUGUGGAGCAUCUGUCAGCUACGCAGUGACCAGAGAAGGAUCAGUGUAUGCCUGGGGAAUGGGCACCAACCUGCAGCUCGGCACAGGAGAGGAGGACGACGAAUGGAGCCCCGUGAAGAUGACCGGCAAACAGCUGGAGAACCGUGUAGUACUGAUGGCCUCCAGUGGAGGGCAGCACACAGUCCUUUUAGUCAAAGACAAGCAGGACAGCUGAUGUCCUUCACUGAUGGAGGGAGAUGGGGUGUAUUUGGAUCUGUGUCAAGGUUGGGCCUUUUUCAGGGUGCCUAAAUCAGAGGGCGGGGUUAAUCUAUAUAUGACUUCCUGUGCUGACCCGAAGUUGCGUUAAGGUUCAGAGUGGAGGGGAGCUUUAAGGUUCAGCCUCUUUUAUGGGAGCUCAUCUGUUCUUAGCAUGAGGAAAUUGUUCAUGAAAGUUUUUGGUAGAUCAUGACAAAUGAGAGACUAUUUUUUUAAAUCUAGUUUUUGAUGUUCCUUUGAAUUAUUUUCAUUAAAAGUCAUUUGUAUGACUGUAAGAUGGUAUACGUGAUGUUUGAAUGCUGACUGCAUGUACAUAAAAGAAAUGAGAGUGCAAGUUGUUUUAUGAUUUUCCCAAACAAUAGCGUUUUUAAUGUUUUCGUUAAAGCAAUAAUUCGAUUGAGUUUGGUUCAGACAGAACAUUUAUACUCGGCGAGUGUAAUGUGUGCGACUACUGUUCAUUUUACCUGUUCAUGGAAUUGCACACAAAAUUGUGACUAUUUGGACAUUUACACAUCAUACUGUACCCUGCAUUUUGUCUGUCUGAAAUAAACUUUUUUUUGUA
Messenger RNA from Amphiprion ocellaris (clown anemonefish), 1981 nucleotides. RefSeq names its product regulator of chromosome condensation 1 (gene rcc1). The coding region runs from base 122 to 1378 and encodes 418 amino acids. The transcript is spliced from 10 exons. NCBI's taxonomy places the organism in Eukaryota, Metazoa, Chordata, Actinopteri, Pomacentridae. Gene Ontology annotation, molecular function: guanyl-nucleotide exchange factor activity. The record is from RefSeq and is a predicted model, not a curated record. Gene Ontology annotation, cellular component: cytoplasm.